AUGAGAACAAUUUCACUGCUGAAUGCUGAUGAAAUUCAAUCUUUAACAAAUAACCAAUUCAACACGGUGGUUCUGCAACCCACAAUAAGAAAGAAAAAUAGAAAUGAAGUGACUCACAACUUUAUUGUUGUGGAAGCCAACUUGACCUACAGUUUUGUGAAGGAGUACUCCUACCCCUGGAGCUACACAUGUCCCUCCAAGUCCAAGUCCGGUGAGGGGCGUUUUAGACAAUUCAGUCUUAGUCUCCCCAUCCCUUCCUCACCUAUAAACAAGGAAGAAGAAGUCGGAGGAUUCCUUGUUCGUAAAUCAUCUCCUGCCCUUAGUGAAUCCGGAUUAAGGAAUCUCGGGAGGGGCAGUUUGACCAGUUUGAGAAGUCAAUCUUCAAUUACUAUCCCUAUCAACCCUACGAAUAGUAACAUUAUUUCUACCAAUAAUGCCCUUGGUGUUGGUCAAGCUUCUGAAAUGGCUAAGAGGGAUAUGUCAGGGACAGAUGAGAGAAUGGUUCAGCAACAUCCUCCUAUUUCAUCUUUGAGUAGCAGAAUGAUGUUGCCACAAAGUGGUGUCAAAAGUACUGAUGGUGAUAAUGGAAAUGGUGGUGAGGGUGGUGGCAUGGGCACAAGAGUCUUUUCACCUUCUGGUGUUCCUGGCAUUCAGUGGAGACCUGGUAGUUCCUUCCAAACUCAACAUGAAGGGGGACAAUUCCGUGGAAGAACUGAAACAGAUUCCAACAAGUACAACAAGGAAGCAACACCCUUCUUGGUAUGCCUCCUAUUUCUGGAGGAACAAGUCAAUGAUAUUAAGGACUUCAUUGAUGACUAUGUGGAACGAAAUCAGAAGCACUUGAAGAUCUUGUUAUCAUUGGUCCACCUGACCUCGUUAAGCUCUCAAUCUGAUCUGGAAGCUAAUUUGUUUAAGCAUUAUCAGCAAGAUGCAGUAAAGACUUGGAGUUGAAUUUGGCUAAGUCAUUAUUAAGUGAGAUGGGCCAAUGUACAACUGCUUAUCCAUAUAAUCAGCUAUUUGGAGCAUUAGUCUUAAAGAAUUAUGAAAGGCAAGAUGCAACUUUAGUUAGUUGGAAUUUGAUGUACAUAGUUGAUUAGAUGCAAAUUUAUAUAUUGUAAGAUAUAGAAUUGUAUGACAUUAAAUUUAUGUAAUAGAU
Lactuca saligna is the source of this 1156-nucleotide messenger RNA. Lineage: Eukaryota; Viridiplantae; Streptophyta; Magnoliopsida; Asterales; Asteraceae. The record is from the annotation of a GenBank genome assembly.